Messenger RNA from Schistocerca gregaria, 549 nucleotides. RefSeq names its product endocuticle structural glycoprotein ABD-4-like. The transcript has 3 exons. Lineage: Eukaryota; Metazoa; Arthropoda; Insecta; Orthoptera; Acrididae. The record is from RefSeq and is a predicted model, not a curated record. Gene Ontology annotation, cellular component: chitin-based extracellular matrix. The coding region runs from base 85 to 423 and encodes 112 amino acids. Gene Ontology annotation, molecular function: structural constituent of chitin-based larval cuticle.
CUCUCUGCGGCGACCUCGCUCGCCAGAGUAUAAAAAGGCGCCCCACCGUGACGGCAUUCAUACUUCCAGUCGCACUCUGCCACCAUGAAGUCCGUCGCAGCGCUCAUCCUGUUCGCCGUCGCCGCUUCUGCUCUGCCCAGGCCGGACGAGCUCAGGGCUGGAGUGAUUCCAGUGCUGGAGAGGGCCGAGGUGCGCGACGCGACUGGCCAGUUCUCUCUCAGCUACCUGUCCGGUGACGGCACCCACGUGUCGGAGCAGGGCGCCUUGAAGCCCACCCCAGACGGCAAGGACUUCGUGCUGGUCAAGCAGGGCGAGUACCAGUUCACGGCCCCAGAGGGUAGGACCAUCAUGGUGAAGUACACCGCCGACGAGCACGGCUUCCACCCCAUCAGUGACGCCAUCCCUGUUGCACCCACCGCCUAGGGUAUACAGACUGCCGCCACACUUCACCGUCCGAAUGAACGAGUGCGUCCAUUUCCUCCUUGUGUGUAUUCGCGUGUGUUUUGUUUGUUUUCCAAUAAAUAGCUUAAGGCUGUGAAUGUAAGAGUA